Molecule: messenger RNA, 4858 nt
Organism: Tympanuchus pallidicinctus (lesser prairie-chicken)
Lineage: Eukaryota; Metazoa; Chordata; Aves; Galliformes; Phasianidae
Gene: RAD51AP2
Product: RAD51 associated protein 2
Exons: 3
Coding region: 402-4595 (1397 amino acids)
Source: RefSeq, a predicted model, not a curated record
UCCUUCACGGGGAAACUUUGCUCAGAGAGCUGGGCGGCGAGGGGCUGUCCUCUAGGGAGGGAACCACCUGAGGGGAUGAUAGAGGAAACCUAUUGCCUGCUGCAGGGGGAGCGCUCCUCAGGCAGCAGAAACAUCAGCGUUGUGUCUCGUGGUGCUUCUCCACAGCGUGGACAUCUGCAUCAUUUGUAAAUAAUCUCCUGGAUUCCAGAUCGUGGUAUUAAAUCAGCGAUCCUUCUUUAUCUCUGCCACGCAUGCAGGACAAACAGCAACGCGAUCUGUGAUAGAGUUAUUAAUUUGGAUUUUGUAUAAUUUGGAAAUCAUUAAAAGAUCAUUUAUUAAUACUUGAAUAUUUCUUUAACCUUCAGACUGUAUCUGCAAGAGUAGAACUUACUUUUCUGAACAUGGAAAACACAUAUUCUCCAUCAUUUGUAUCUGUACCGUCAGAUGACAAUGAAUUCUACCUUUAUCCAAAGUGUGUUAAAAUAGAAAGUCAUCUGAAAAGCAUGAAGAAAGAGGAGCAGCAAAAGUUGGAACAAAGUAUACACUGUGGGAACAUCCAUCAAACACCACCAAAUGAACCUAUAUAUUUAUCAGAAAUAAAAAGCAGCUGGGUAUUAGAAAGUGAAAGAUGUGACAGAGACAAAAAACCUUGCAUAAGAGAAUCCUUCCAUUCUCAAGCUUUUAAUAGUGAAAGAUCACUAUGUAGAGUACUAGAAAAAAAACUGCCCAUCAAAAAUUGGAAACCUGAAAAUGAAAGUCAAAAUUCUAUAGAAGAUGACAUUUCAUUAAAUACAUAUAGACAGCAUGGUGAAACAGAAUUGCACAAUCUGUGGAAUUCUGCUAGCACAGGUAAAAACCUACAUGUACUAAAUCCCAUCCUACUGCAUCAGAACAACAUGGAACAGAAUGAAAUAGAAGCUGACAAUGAACUUAAACAAAAGUCUUCCGAUACACCUGCAAACAGGAACUUGUUUCAGAGGUGGAGGCAAUAUCAGCUUCCACAAGUUCCAUUUUCAUGUGGUACUUGUUCUAUGCAUUCUUGUGUAGAAAAUGAGAAAAAUGUUUUUCUGGAAAAAGUAUGCAGUACAGAAAGCAAAGAUUAUGACCGUAAUGAUCGUGCAACUACUACAGAAGGAGAUAAUAAUAAUUCAUCAUCUAUCGUUCCAACACCAAAACCUUUUAAAAGCAUACAACCAUUGGAAAUUCCUAAGUUCUUGAUGAAAGAGAACACGUCUCAAUUUUCUAUCAUCUCAAAUAGAAUAAAUAGAGAAGGGCCAUCAGCUAACUUGAAGGAGAUUGUUGGGAAGAUGCUAGAAGGCCAACCAACUUUGAUGCAAUCUAAACAGAUACAAGGUAUGCAAAAAAUGUCUGAGGUAGGGAACCAGAAAUUGCGGAGUGAUAAAAACAUUGUGAAAGCUUCAUCUGUUUGUUCUGAAUUUGAAGAAAAGAAUUAUCAAUCAACUAACAAACAAAAGCACAGUGCUGUGGGAGAAAGAGAAAAACUGCCUGUAACUUACAUCAGGGACAGCAGCACUGAUCCAGAAUGUAAUCAAAUAUUUGCUGAAAGUGAUUUUAAAGUGCUGGAGAAUUCAGAUGAUGAUGAUGGUCAGAAGUCAAGGGUUCACAUUUGCAUUAGUGCUAAAAAAGUUCAGAGCAAGAAAAUUAUCACUGUUAUGGAUAUUUUGAGGAGAAUGAGGAGGAAGAGCAGCCAUGAGAACAUGACAACAUUUCAUACACAGACAAGCAGUUCAGUGAUUACAGAAGCAUUAGAGAAAAAUAAGUUAGACCUACACUAUGGUCUGCAUGAUUCCAACAGUGAUAUUAGUUUGCAAGAAGCAGAAUCAAAACUAUUUACAAAUGAAAUACCUGAUAUCAAAAGAUACUUAACUGAAAACACUAUAUUUGAAAGCAGUUGUACUCCCGUUGUUGCACACAAUUUUCCAGAUAUAAAAGUGAGUUUUGGUGUAAUGAGGGAAAAGAAAACAUUCAAAAUAAAGUUUUCAUUUCAAAACUUUUUAUUUGGAGCGCUCAGGACACAGACCAAAUUGUUAGCUGAAGUUAUGCUUAUGUGUCAGGCUGAAGAUAUUAGGCACUGGUUUGAUAUUUGUGUAGCAUUAAAUGAGCAAUGUUGCACUCGAGGGUUAGUAAAGAGCAAUAUUGGUGCAAGCCACAGGAAUAAAGCACGCAUUUAUUUGCUGGCUAUUAUUUUAAAGCAUCUGAAGGUGAAACUACAUAAGAAAAUUCUUACUUUCAUUUUCAGUAGGAAGAAUGCAUUAUUAAUAAGUGAAGAGAAAUUGGUGAGAGUGGAGAAACGUGCUUCGUAUGGCAGAAAGCAAAUGCAGUUAAAUUCAUGCACAGAGAGUAAUCGGAGGCAAAACACAGAUUAUUAUAAAAAAUACGAAAUUUAUCUGGGCACCACAAGUUCUAAAUUUGUGGAUAGCAUUAAUUUUGACUUGCAUAAUGAACUCCAGAAAAUAUAUUUUUCUAGAUCUUCAGGUAAUGAAAAUUCCACUUCCCUAACCAGAAGUAUCUUUCAUAACCAAAGCAGUGGAUCAUCUAAGGGAAGAUUUGUCGGAAAGCACCACCUCUUGUCCAGAAGGAGUGAAAGAUUCCACAGCACAUGCUUGGAGUCUGUCAGCCAUAGAAAGGACAUGAAAAAACAAAUGUUGGUUGCUAAAUGCCUGAUUUUGUUGAAGGACAAUUGUGACCGUUCUUCACUAGAGAAGAUGCAUUACUACAAUAUAAAAAAAAUACAGUACCUGACAAGAGUAAAUCUUAGAUUUUUGAGUUACCUUCCUGCCUACUCACAACUGAGGUUUGAAAAGGUAAAUAAUAAAUGUUCAAAUCAGCAAAUACCCAUAACUACCAUAAAAUGGACAAAGAACAAACCAAGGAAAAUGUUCAACAGUUAUUUUCAUAGAGAAAGACUUAGAGCUUUACCCCUUCAUUUAAGAGACAGUAAAGAACACAAAACAAGUAAAUACAGAAAUUGUGUAAAGACGACAAAGGAAAUUAUAUAUAAGAUGAAAAAAUGCUCAGGUAUUUUUAAUUGCAUAAAGACUGACAGGAAGGAGAAUUUCAAAUCCAAAGAGCUGCAAAUAAAUUCUCAUUAUUUUCUUUCAAAAAAAUCGCUUCCUCUUUUUGACACAUACAAAAAAAUUCCCCUUAAUAGUGAUCCUGAAGACUUUGACCAGAUCUCACUUGUAAAUCAAGAUAAUUCUGUCAAAAAACUGUCAACUGUACAAAACACAGUCACUAGUUCAGAAAACAUUCGUAAUUUGUCUGAUAAAAGUAAAGCUGUUUUAAUAUUACCUGAGCUGUCAAAAACAACUAUGGAAAAAUGCAGCUCUCUCUUGUUACAAGACAGCCAAACAAGCAAACCUGAAUGUUGCAAAGCAGUAGAUGCAUAUACCCUACAUUUAGUUAAUGAAAAGGAGUUUGUAGAAUUUCCAAAUACUUACUUAAAUUCUAGAAAUAUAUUCCCUAGUUCCUUAAGUGGUUAUCUGUAUAUCACUUCACUGUUACCUAAAAACUCUUCUGUCAAUAAAGAUGGAGAAGAUGUAGGAGAAGACACACGUCGUAGGAUUUCAUUAAAUGCAAACAAACAAAAACAAAUUGAAAAAAAUUGUGCCACUAUGUCUUAUUUAUGCACAAGAAGUCCUACUGUAACAUACACAUACUUGCAAUUAAAGGCCAGUGAAACAGUGUGUUUUUCUUUACAAGGGCAUACUGAGACAAAUAAGGCAGUCAGCUUAGACCCAGCAACUUUGAAACACCAUCUUGAAUAUGUAAAAGAACAAGAAGAGAUAAGUGAUGAACAAAUGCAUGUAACUAAUGAAAGUCAAUGCGAGACUGUAAUGAAUGACUUGAUUAUGUCACAUUCAGAAGAUGAAGCUAAAACAUUCAUUGCUGGAAAGGAGAAAUUAAAAAUGCAUUUAUCUUUAAUGAACAAUGGAUAUCUUGGAGAUGUAAAAGAUGAAUAUUUACCUUCAGAAAACAAAAUCACAUAUGAAUUUGAACUGAAAAGAAAAUUUGAUUUAGUGCUGGAAGAGCUACAUAUGUUUCAUGAAAUUAGCAAGGAGGAUGAAAACAAUUUAUCUAGUGUGGAAACAAACUCUCACAACAAUUAUAGUGAAUUAAUUAGUUCUGAUGGUAUAGAAGAAAAUAUAGAAAGUGUUUCUGAAAAGAAAACAUAUAUUUCUUCUCCAGUCUGUGAUAUUAUAAAAGAUGAAAAUAUGACUGUGAGUAAUGGAAGGCUAUUAAAUGAAAAAAUCUCACUUGAAAAUGAAAAUAUGGAAGCAUCUAAGGAGUACUGUAUGUCAAGACUGCCAAGUGAAGAGUUGCUACAUUCACCUAUUGCAGAAGGCUAUCUUUGUUCCAUUUACAAAAAGCCAUACACGUGGGACCCUGCUUUUUUAUCUGGCACACUUCUGAAGGAAGAAAAUUAUAAUUUACAGAAAGAAGGAGGAUACUUAGGAAACUUUCUGUCACAUGAAGUUACAAGAGUACAGCCUCUUAAAACAUGCAAGAGACCCAUCAGAAUUGGUCUGUCAAAAAAAGCCAGGCCCCAAAAACUUCAUCCUUAUUUGAAAUGACUUGCUGGAAUCUCUUACCAGUCCUGAAAUAGAAGUCUGCAUGAAAAUUGUUGAAAUGUUUUUAUGCUAAGUUUGUAUGUUGUGAGUUUGAUCUUUAUGGUUUAUAUAUAUUUUAGGUAUUAAUAUUUGCUAGUAAUUUAUUUAUUUAUGAAUACUCCUGUGAAUAUUUGAUAGCAAAUAAAUUUAUGAUGAAUGUUUUCUAGUAGAAAUGUUAUUGGAAAGAUGAGCCUUUUAAAGUUCAUGCAAUAUUAAUAAAAUUUGAC